This is a messenger RNA of Lepus europaeus (European hare), 2004 nucleotides long. RefSeq names its product mas-related G-protein coupled receptor member F. Gene Ontology annotation, biological process: G protein-coupled receptor signaling pathway. NCBI's taxonomy places the organism in Eukaryota, Metazoa, Chordata, Mammalia, Lagomorpha, Leporidae. Gene Ontology annotation, molecular function: G protein-coupled receptor activity. Gene Ontology annotation, cellular component: membrane. The transcript is spliced from 4 exons. The record is from RefSeq and is a predicted model, not a curated record. The coding region runs from base 277 to 1305 and encodes 342 amino acids.
CGUGGCCCCGGGCAGAUCUGGGCGCUGGCUGCUGCCCUGGUGGGUCCGUGGCCGAGUGGGAGACCCUCUCCACGCCUCCGGACGGCUGCAGAAUCACCCAUCUGGGGUCCACCUGGCGUCUAGACCUCUCCCUGUAUGAGUGAAAUCACUUUUUCAGAUCGUCCCUGGCAGGACAAGAGCCAGGCCACACAAGAAGAGGAAAACCAGCCACAGAGGCAGGUGCAGGCCGGGGAGCGGUGAGCGGUGAGCGGGAACCUGGAGUCGCCGGGCUUGGACAUGGCUGAGAACUGCUCCUGGGAGGCGCAUCCCACCAGGAACAAGGUGUGUCCCAGCGUGAGCGAGGCCCCGGAGCUCUACAGCCGGGGCUUCCUGACCAUCGAGCCGAUUGCGCCGCUGCCGCCGCCUGCGGUCAUGGACUACAUCUUCCUGCUCCUCUGCCUGUGCGGCCUGGUGGGCAACGGCCUGGUGCUCUGGUUCUUCGGCUUCUCCAUCAAGAGGACGCCCUUCUCCGUCUACUUCCUGCACCUGGCCAGCGCCGACGGCGCCUACCUCUUCAGCAAGGCCGUGUUCUCCCUGCUGAACGCCGGCGGCUUCCUGGGCGCCUUCGCCCACUACGUGCGCAGCGUGGCCCGGGUGCUGGGGCUCUGCGCCUUCGUGGCGGGCGUGAGCCUCCUGCCGGCCGUGAGCAUGGAGCGCUGCGCGUCCGUCGUCUUCCCCGCCUGGUACUGGCGCCGGCGGCCCCGGCGCCUGUCGGCCGUGGCGUGCGCCCUGCUCUGGCUGCUGGCGCUGCUGGUCACCGGCGUCCACAACUACUUCUGUGUGUUCCUGGGCCGCGAGGCCUCCGGGGGCGGCUGCAGGCACACGGACGUCUUCCUGGGCAUCUUGCUCUUCCUCGUCUUCUGCCCGCUCAUGGUGCUGCCCUGCCUGGCCCUCGUGCUGCACGUGGAGUGCCGGGCGCGGCGGCGCCAGCGCUCGGCCAAGCUCAACUACGUGGUCCUGGCCAUGGUGUCUGUCUUCCUCGUGUCCUCCAUCUACCUGGGCAUCGACUGGUUCCUCUUCUGGGUCUUCCAGAUCCCCGCGCCCUUCCCCGAGUACGUCACGGACCUGUGCAUCUGUAUCCACAGCAGUGCCAAGCCCGUGGUGUACUUCCUGGCUGGCAGGGACAAGUCGCAGCGCCUCUGGGAGCCCCUCAGGGUGGUCUUCCAGCGGGCCCUGCGCGACGGCGCCGAGCCGGCCGAGCCCGGGGCCGGCACCCCCAACACGGUCACCAUGGAGAUGCAGGGCCCCUCCGGGAACGCCUCGUGAGGGGCUGGGGGGCCAGGGCUGCCUCGGACGGACGCUCCAGCCCCCAGGCCUGCUUCUCCUAGGGAGGGACGCUCCAAGAGUGGCCGAGAGACUGAGCAGCCUCCUACAAAGGGACGCCGUGGCCUGUCUCCCCCUUAGGGACCCUUUGCACCAAGCCCGGCUCCACCCACCCACCCAGGGCGGGGCAGGGGGUGGCGGUGCCCUUCCUCACCCCGGUCUGGUCAGUGACCGAGAGGAGGGGUCCCAGUGGCCCGCCCCACCUCCCACCCCUGCAGCCAGACCUCCCUGACAGUGCACGGCCGGCACGGCUCCCCCAGGGCCAGCAGCCUCCUCCCAGCCGUGAGGGACUGCAAGCCAGCCUGUAGGAGGUGGUGCCAUUGAGGGGACGGCGCCGGGGGUCCUGCCCCCUGGCUGGGUGUUCCUGCAGAAGCGGCCCCCCUGUGAUGGGCCGUGUGCUGGAGACAGGAGACCCUGCGGCCUCUCAGGAGCCCGGCCGCCCCGGGCAGCCUCCUGACACUCCUCGUGUCCUCCUGAACACUCUGCACCCUCUGGGCAGCCCUGAGCACAGGCCCUGGGCUCCAGCCCCCACCCCAGCCCCUGGGGGGCCCAUACCAGGUGCCCACUACAAGCACAAUGGCCCAGUGUAGCCGAAAGCUGUUUUAUAGGACAACAAACUGUGUAUCAAUAAACAUUUUACAU